GUCGCCAGUCGCCUCUGCUGCCGAGAUGCGGUGCGUCGUGUCGGUGUGUCUGCUGCUGCUGGGCGUGGCCCUGGUGGGCGCCGCCCCCAGCCUGCUGCCCGGAGACCCCAACUACUCGGAGCACGACCACGGCCAUCACGGAGAACACGCGCACGGAGAGCACGCGCACGGAGAGCACGCGCACGGAGAGCACGCGCACGACGGACAGGCCCACCCGGAGCAUCACGCGCAUGAAGGACAAGCUCACGAUGGACAAGCCCAUGCCGGUCAAGCUCACUCAGGACAAGCCCACGACGGACAAGCGCACCCUGAGGGACAAGCACACGCAGGACAGGCUCACCCUGAGGGGCAGGCUCAUGCGGGACAGGCUCAUCCAGGACAUGCCCAUGAUGGACAAGCUCACCCAGGACAGGCUCACCCUGAGGAGCAAGCCCACGCUGGACAGGCUCACGCUGAGGGGCAAGCACAGGAUGGUUUCCCUGCCUUCCCUGGCCAAGCUUUCCCUGGUCAAGCCUUCCCCGGCCAGGCUUUCCCAGGUCAGGCGUUUGCUGGUCAGGCGUUCCCCGGCCAAGAGUUCCCUGGUCAGAACCCUGGUCAGGUAGCCGCUGACGUGGCCGCCCCUGCGCCGGUCGUCCCCGCCCCGGCCGCCUCAGCGCCGGUGGGUUCAGCUCCCGUCGCUCCCGCGCCGGGUUCGUCUCUGUCGCAGGGCAUCCCUGACCUCCCUACGACCUACGCCACAGGCGCCGCCAGCGCCGACUCCACUCAGGUAUCGUCUGGUGGCUCGGCGGCUCCGGUGCAGCAGACGCGGCCCUCCAACCCGUUCCUGUCGGGCUCCCUCGCCCUGCCGCCGUCCAGCUCGUUCCAGGUGGCCGUGAAGCCGGUGCCGCCGCCGGCGCAGCGUCCCACGCCCGAGCCCAUCAAGGAGCUCAACACGAACCCGCUGGGCGGCCCGGCCGGCCCCAAGGGUCCGGUGCGCGCCAGCUGCCCGGGCCCGGCCAGCGCGCUGCCCUGUGUGCCUGACGAGCAGUGCGACCCGUACACGGGUUUCCUGAAGUCGGACGGCGUGAAGCUGCCCUACCCCAUCACUAAAGACACACCGACUGUGGCCAUCGGCCAGUGCAAGCUGGGAGCUGGAGUCGGUGUCUGCUGUAAGAAGUUCCCCCGGCCAGCGCCGACCACCACUACCACGGCUGUGCCGCUGGGCGUGGACUACGGCCAGGGCCUGGAGCACCUGAAGAAGCCGACCACCGAGAGGCCGCCCAACCCCUUCCUUCCCGACUACAAACCGACCUACUGAGCGGGCGGUGAUGAACAGGGUCGCCGGGGAACAGGGAGAGAUGGAGGAGAGGUAGAUGGGGAGAGAUAGGAAGCUCGGUAGGUGGGAAGAAGGGGAGAGAGCGACGCGAGCGUUGGAGAGAGGGUGAGGGGUGAAUAGAGAGUCGGAGAGGGGAGUCGGUAGGUGUGGCCGUAGCCCUGACCUUCGCUGCCUAAAGCCGAGGUCGAGCACGCCAAAUUAUGCUGAGUCAGAGCAGGGUUCGUUAUUUCACUUCCUGGGUCUUCGAUCUUCCGUGCAGCUGGCACGGUAGCUGCUGGCAUGUGUUAUUCCGUCCGGUACCUAACCGUUGUGGCUUUGUUCUCCGUUGUUUGUGAUUGAACGGCUUGGUGUUUAAAUGGCUUGUCUGAUCCAUCAUAUGUAAUGUUGUCUUCGCAAGCGUAGUGUGUGUCUGAAGGGCAUUGGACAAUGUGAUAAAAAUAAAUAAAACCUUUAUUUACUUACA
Amphibalanus amphitrite is the source of this 1778-nucleotide messenger RNA. RefSeq names its product spidroin-2-like. The record is from RefSeq and is a predicted model, not a curated record. Lineage: Eukaryota; Metazoa; Arthropoda; Thecostraca; Balanomorpha; Balanidae. The transcript is spliced from 2 exons. The coding region runs from base 26 to 1297 and encodes 423 amino acids.